Molecule: messenger RNA, 1881 nt
Organism: Cervus elaphus (red deer)
Lineage: Eukaryota; Metazoa; Chordata; Mammalia; Artiodactyla; Cervidae
Gene: STRAP
Product: serine/threonine kinase receptor associated protein
Exons: 10
Coding region: 321-1373 (350 amino acids)
Biological process (GO): spliceosomal snRNP assembly
Cellular component (GO): SMN complex
Molecular function (GO): protein binding; RNA binding
Source: RefSeq, a predicted model, not a curated record
AUUAGUGUCGUCACUUCCUGCCGGUACCGGUGUGGACGGUACGGGUCGUGGCCGCCGGUUCUCCGCUUCUCCCCUUCCCCUACUCUCCUCCCUCCCUCCCUUUCCCUCCCUCGGCGGCGGUCAGUCGCCCGUCGCGGACUCCCUGACCCGUCCCUAACCCCUUCCUGACUACAGGCUACAGGAUUGGCCUUUUCCUGUGCCCCGGCCCAGCGUCAGUGUCGGGGCGGGGGCCUUGAGGAGCCGGAGGCGCUGCCACAGAGAAGAGAAAAGACUAGACGACCCCUCGGCUCUGCAGCGGGAUUGCUCGGCUCGCCGCCGCCAUGGCGAUGAGGCAGACGCCGCUCACAUGCUCCGGCCACACGCGGCCUGUGGUGGAUCUGGCCUUCAGUGGCAUCACGCCUUAUGGCUAUUUUCUAAUCAGCGCUUGCAAAGAUGGUAAGCCUAUGCUUCGCCAGGGAGAUACAGGAGACUGGAUUGGAACAUUCUUGGGUCAUAAGGGUGCCGUUUGGGGCGCAACAUUGAAUAAAGAUGCCACCAAGGCAGCGACAGCCGCUGCAGAUUUCACAGCCAAAGUAUGGGAUGCUGUCUCAGGAGAUGAAUUGAUGACCCUGGCUCAUAAGCACAUUGUCAAGACGGUGGAUUUUACGCAGGAUAGUAAUUACUUGUUAACCGGGGGACAGGAUAAACUGUUACGCAUAUAUGACUUGAACAAACCUGAAGCAGAACCUAAGGAAAUCAGUGGUCACACCUCUGGUAUUAAAAAAGCUUUGUGGUGCAGUGAGGAUAAGCAGAUCCUUUCAGCGGAUGAUAAAACUGUUCGCCUUUGGGAUCAUGCUACUAUGACGGAAGUGAAAUCUCUAAAUUUUAAUAUGUCCGUUAGCAGUAUGGAAUACAUUCCUGAGGGAGAGAUUUUGGUAAUAACUUAUGGACGAUCUAUUGCUUUUCAUAGUGCAGUAAGUUUGGACCCAAUUAAAUCCUUUGAAGCUCCUGCAACCAUCAAUUCUGCAUCUCUUCAUCCUGAGAAAGAAUUUCUUGUUGCAGGUGGUGAAGAUUUUAAACUUUAUAAGUAUGAUUAUAAUAGUGGAGAAGAAUUAGAAUCCUACAAAGGACACUUUGGUCCUAUUCACUGUGUGAGGUUUAGUCCUGAUGGAGAACUCUAUGCCAGUGGUUCUGAAGAUGGAACAUUGAGACUGUGGCAAACUGUGGUAGGAAAAACAUACGGCCUUUGGAAGUGUGUGCUCCCUGAAGAAGAUAGUGGUGAGCUGGCAAAGCCCAAGAUCAAUUUUCCAGAGACAGCAGAAGAGGAGCUAGAAGAAAUUGCUGCAGAGAAUUCAGACUCCAUCUACAGUUCAACUCCCGAAGUGAAGGCCUGAGCGUCAGGCACAUGCCGCAGACAGUGCACAACUUACGGACUAAAGCAAGCAGAGAAAAGCGUCAGCCUCCAGUUACUCUCUGCUGAAAGCAACGUGAGCAGUAUAUAAUGAGGAAUACGAAUUAGCUCCAGUGCUGGAACUAACCUACUUGGUGAUACCUAUGAGUGAGAACACAAGAGUAUCAGCCAAAGGCUGAUGGAGUUAUGCUCUUACAGUGUGAUGGUCUGUUGUCUUUUUAAUGAGUAUGUGUAAGCCAACAUCCAAUUUCUCUUAUUACAAUUAGAUUUCUUGUAGCUGUUUAUGUUAUUAUGAAGAGGGAAAAUAUAUUGGCCUAUUUUUCUGACUUUUCCCUUAAAAGCAGAAAGCUGGUUUUUUUUUUUUUUUUUUUUGCUUUAGUUAUAAAGAAGAGGGAAUACAUGAUAAAGUAACAGUUUGAUUUCUCUUAUUGUACACUGCUUCUGAACAUCUAAUUGUUUUUAGUUGUCUCAAUAAAAUGGCUCUAAAACAA